Messenger RNA from Carassius carassius (crucian carp), 873 nucleotides. RefSeq names its product extracellular matrix protein 1-like. The record is from RefSeq and is a predicted model, not a curated record. The transcript has 3 exons. Gene Ontology annotation, biological process: signal transduction; regulation of bone mineralization. Gene Ontology annotation, cellular component: extracellular region. Lineage: Eukaryota; Metazoa; Chordata; Actinopteri; Cypriniformes; Cyprinidae. Bases 45 to 479 code for a protein of 144 amino acids.
UAAUUUCAUUGGCAGGGGGACAGAUCAUUGAUCCUAACACACUGAUGGAAUCAUCCUUCCCUCCAGCCAGACCUUCGGUUAACAAUAUCAAUUCAGCCUGUCUUUAUGGAAAUGGUCGUCCCAGAUAUCCUGCCUUCUGUUUCCCUCCAUCAGGUUACGCUUACGCUCAACGCGCUGGAAAAGCAAUAAACAGAAUAGAGUCGUGGUUGGGUCAGUGCUGUUAUGGAGGUUUGACCACUGGAAAUGGACAGACCCUUUGCUGUGCGAAACAGGCGUGGGAAACUGCCUUGUCCUAUUUCUGUAUUGAGGAAUAUUCCACUAUGACUUUGGUCCAUGAGUGCUGUGAGAAGAAAGGAGAAGAAAGGUGGAACUGCUUUGAAAGACGGGCUCCUAACCCUUCCUACCAACCCCUGUGUGGGUACAUUGCUCCCAUGAUACCACCUGACAUGAAUUUCAACUGGGACCCCAAAACCUGUUAAAGGUCUUACUACCUGAUGUUUUUAUUUAAUUUAGCAACACACAACCUGAUUAAAGUCAGUUAAUCUACUGUGAAUCACAAGAGUCAGAUGUAUCAUUCUUUUCAUGUAAUUUAAUUGUGCUCAUUCUUCUAGAAUAGCUGUGUAUCAAUACUUUUAUUUUCACAUGUAUUAUUUUACAAUACUCAUCACAGUUGAAGUUCAAGACAAAGUGCACUGAGUGAAGUCAGUUUAUUUUCAAUGUGGCAAAAGGAUUGAAAGGAUUGUUUGUCAUUUGAUUUUUCCUUCGAGAAAAUAAUGGUUGCUUCUAAGUUAUAUAAGAUAUUUCAUGUCACAUUGUUUGCAUGGCAGAUGCAUUUGUGGAAAAAUUUUAUGAAUAAAUCACAUAUCAUAAAUA